ACAAACGCAAUCUUUCGGGUCGGGAAUAUUACCGUGGGAAUCAAGCCAAUGAUUGCUGAAAACACAACCAGUCACUGAUUACCCUAAGCUUGGGGUUGGGCAUUGCCGUGAGACCCUUGCUGAUUGGCAAACACAACCAGCAACGAAUCCCUAACAAUUUACCAACAAUGAAACCUCGAGUUCCUUGGAGACUCCCUGUCUUCGUCCCCGAGACUCGCGUCAACCAUCUCCUUCACCAACGUCUACGUUUCACUUCAUUCGCUAGGAAGCUCCAGACAGCUCGAGCUACCAUCAAUGGCGGAAGUAGCAGUUCUGAAGGUAAUUCUUUUCUAGUGCCUGGUGCAACAGUGGCUACCAUCCUCAUGCUUGGAGUGCUUCAUGCACGUCGACUUUAUGAUGACAAGAAGAUUGAAGAGGCAAGAGAGAAAGGAAUUGAAUUUGAGUUCCACCCUGAUGUAAAAGCUUCAUUUCUUAGAGGACUACCGCUACGCUCUAUUUCUCGAUUUUGGGGUUUCUUGGCUAAUGUGGAAGGUCCUGUGUGGCUGCGUCCAUAUGUUUACAGAGCAUGGGCUCGGGCAUUCCACUCAAAUUUAGAAGAAAUUUCCAUGCCAUUGGACCAGUAUGCUUCUUUACGGGAGUUCUUUGUUCGCACCCUCAAAGCAGGUUCGAGGCCUAUUGACCCUGAUCCACAAUGUCUGAUCAGUCCUGUGGAUGGUACUGUUUUAAGAUUUGGAGAAUUGAAAGGAGCAGGGGCUAUGAUAGAACAAGUCAAAGGUUUCUCCUAUUCGGUUUCUUCUCUUCUUGGUGCAAGCUCAUUCCUUCCCAUGGUAGCUGAAGAUGAUAUGCGUGAAGAGAGUAGUGAACAUGAAAAUAUUCCUGAAGAUAAGAGUAGGAAGUCAUGGUGGAGGAUUUCAUUGGCUUCUCCUAAAGUGCGGGACCCUGAACGAGCAUGCCCUGUGAAAGGCCUUUUUUACUGUGUAAUAUAUUUGAAGCCCGGAGACUAUCACCGAGUACAUUCACCGAUUGAUUGGAAUGUUGUCGUUCGCCGACAUUUUUCAGGUCAUCUCUUCCCUUUGAACGAACGUGCUGUGAGAACGAUCAGAAAUCUUUAUGUUGAAAAUGAAAGGGUUGUACUUGAAGGUCAAUGGCAAGAAGGGUUUAUGGCACUUGCUGCAAUUGGUGCUACGAAUAUUGGGUCUAUUGAGCUUUUCAUUGAACCAGAACUGCAAACAAAUCGGCCAAGAAAGAAGCUACUGCAGUCAGAGCCACCUGAAGAGCGGUUGUAUGAACAUGAAGGCAUUGGCGUGACACUAAAGAAAGGGGAGGAGGUAGCCGCUUUCAACAUGGGAUCUACAGUGGUGCUCGUCUUCCAGGCUCCUAUGUCGAGAUUGCCUAAAGACAAGUCAUCCUCAUCAGAUUUCCAGUUUUGCAUAAGACGAGGGGAUAGAAUUCGCAUGGGAGAAGCACUGGGAAGGUGGCGUGAUUUGUAGCUACAAACCUGCCUCACUUUUGUCGUGCAUAACGUUUACAAGUGAUUUAUCUUAUUGUUGGGGUGUAUGAAAUUACAAGUUAUUUGAUGUUACUGCUCUUUAGUGGCUGUGCACUUGGCCAAGAUAGAUACUGUUUAUGCUUCUAUACCAAUAUUUUGGGGGAGAAAAUAUGAGCAUAUCAUUUGUCACGUCUGUCUGUGUCCAAAGAUCUUGUGAAAAUUCUUGCUUCUUAACAAGCUGACUGCUAUGUGGUAGGGUCGUUCAGGUCUUGUAACAGGCAAAUGAUUCAUUUUAUUUGAAGGUUGCAUAGUAAUUCUCAUCCA
This is a messenger RNA of Malania oleifera, 1813 nucleotides long. RefSeq names its product phosphatidylserine decarboxylase proenzyme 1, mitochondrial. The transcript has 12 exons. The record is from RefSeq and is a predicted model, not a curated record. Gene Ontology annotation, biological process: phosphatidylethanolamine biosynthetic process. The coding region runs from base 168 to 1490 and encodes 440 amino acids. Gene Ontology annotation, molecular function: phosphatidylserine decarboxylase activity. Lineage: Eukaryota; Viridiplantae; Streptophyta; Magnoliopsida; Santalales; Ximeniaceae. Gene Ontology annotation, cellular component: mitochondrion.